AUGUCUCGCGGACCCGGACCAAUACCUCCCCGCUGGCUGCACUGUCCGCGAAAGUCGGAAAAGCUUAUAGCGAACCAUUUCCUAGCCUUCAAGACACCGCUGAAGCGCGAAUUUGAAGCCAACAUGCCCGUCCAGUGUGCCUUUCGGCCCUCGAUGCUGUUCAACUUGCUGAAGCUACACAAGCAACGGAUCGGCCUGUGGAUUGAUCUUACCAACACGAACCGUUUCUACGACAAGAACGAAGUCAUAGAUGCUGGCUGCAAGUACAUUAAGCUGCAGUGCCGCGGUCACGGCGAAACACCAUCCGUACAGCAAACGAAAGCCUUCAUUGAGCUUGUGGACGAAUUUAUACAGGAGCGGCCGAUCGACCUGAUCGGUGUGCACUGUACGCAUGGGUUCAAUCGGACCGGCUUCCUGAUCGUUUCCUACAUGGUUGAGCGGAUGGAUUGUGGGCUGGAUGCGGCACUGGCCGCAUUCGCUGAUGCACGUCCGCCGGGCAUUUACAAGGGUGAUUACAUACGGGAGCUGUACGAACGGUACGCGGAGGAGGAAGAUGUACCGCCACCACCGGAACUGCCCGCCUGGUGUCUAGAGUAUGACGAUGACGAUCAGCCAAACAACAAUCUGGUGGAGGAGGACGACGACAACGACGGCCAUCACAACAGUGGACAGGCAAGAGGAACCAAGCGUCGUACGGAUGAGGCGGGUGAAAAUGGUCAGUCCAGUGGGCCAAAGCGUAAGCGUGUUUCGUACAAUCAGAAUGCCGUCUUUAUGGACGGUGUGCCGAACGUGACACUCGUGACGGAUGAGACGCUAAUCGCCCAACUGCAGCAACGGGUCCGUACGAUGUGCGGUAGCAAACUCGCGGGCUUUGCCGGUGCACAGCCCGUCUCGAUGGAUUUGCACAACAUACGCUACCUCACCGAAAUGCCGUACCGGGUGUCGUGGAAGGCGGACGGGACACGCUACAUGAUGCUGAUACUGGGUGAGGAUAAGAUCUAUUUCCUCGAUCGGGACAAUUCGAUAUUCGCCGUGAAAGGGAUCCGGUUUCCGAUGCUUGCGAACGCAAACCAGCACGUCACGGACACACUGGUCGAUGGUGAGAUGGUAAUCGAUGAGUACAAGCAGCAGUCCAUACCCCGCUAUCUCGUGUACGACAUCAUCUACCUGAACAACCGCGAAGUCCGGAAGCAACCGUUCCACCCGAACCGGUUAAGUUUGAUCGACCGGGAGCUGAUACAGCCGCGGGCGCGUGCCAUGCAGCUCGGCACGCUCGAUCGGCGCAGCGAACCGUUCGGUGUGCGGCUGAAAGAGUUCUGGGACAUUGGCAAAUCACAGUCGCUGCUCGGGCCAAAGUUUAAGCAAGCGCUCAGCCACGAACCGGACGGUCUCAUCUACCAGCCGUCGCUCGAUCCGUACGAAUCGGGCGUGUGCCCGCGCGUGCUCAAGUGGAAACCGCAUCACAUGAACUCGAUCGACUUUCGGCUGGUGAUAAAGAAGGAAAACAAGCUGGGCAUGCUGCCGGGCAAGGUCGGCCUGCUGUACGUCGGCGGGAUGGAUCAGAGCUUUAGCGAGAUCAAGCUCACGAGCGAACUGCUCAAGCUGAACAACAAAAUUAUCGAAUGUAAGUUCGACAAGGAGUGGGUGCUGAUGCGCGAGCGGACGGACAAAUCGUUCCCGAACAGCUUCCAGACGGCGAAAAAUGUGUGGGAAAGCAUCCGCCAUCCGGUAACGGAAGCGAUACUGUUAACGCUGAUCCAGGAGAAGGGCUACCAGGGGGAAAGGGAUCCAGGAGAAAGGGAUACGAAACUGAUGCCACCACCACAGUCGCAUUAA
Molecule: messenger RNA, 1836 nt
Organism: Anopheles maculipalpis
Lineage: Eukaryota; Metazoa; Arthropoda; Insecta; Diptera; Culicidae
Gene: mRNA-cap
Product: mRNA-capping enzyme
Exons: 1
Coding region: 1-1836 (611 amino acids)
Biological process (GO): 7-methylguanosine mRNA capping; protein dephosphorylation
Molecular function (GO): mRNA guanylyltransferase activity; protein tyrosine/serine/threonine phosphatase activity; ATP binding
Source: RefSeq, a predicted model, not a curated record